Messenger RNA from Mycena indigotica, 1659 nucleotides. RefSeq lists its product as uncharacterized. The record is from RefSeq and is a predicted model, not a curated record. Lineage: Eukaryota; Fungi; Basidiomycota; Agaricomycetes; Agaricales; Mycenaceae. Gene Ontology annotation, molecular function: protein binding. The transcript has 3 exons. Bases 46 to 1659 code for a protein of 537 amino acids.
CACCCUUUUGCUCUUGACGCUCAUCAUCGACAAAGGCUGCCUCGCAUGCCACGAGCUGAGCUCCCGCUGGAGCUCUGGCUCGAGGUGUUUUUACACCUCUCUCAUGAUUCGCUCCGCCAUAUCGCGCUCGUCAAUCGGCGCUUCGCCAACUUUUCGCGACCUUUGCGAUUCGCCACCCUCCUGAUCCAUCCAUACGCGAUCGACAUAGCCGAGCCUGUAGAUUCGCCCAUACGACUUACACCUAACGCGGCACUGAUGGAAAACGUCAUCGCCCGCCUGGACUUCUUUACGGGCAGUGAUCUGGCACCCUUUGUCCGCAAGUGUGUUCUCCAAGCAUGGCCGGUCUUCGGUGUCUCAUACUCCUGCCCGUGGAACCGGACACAGGUGCAGAAGACAUCCCCAUACGUCGUUCUCGAUGUACUUCUCCCUCGUCUUGCCGGCGGGUGCUUUCCACAUCUACGGCACCUCCAACUGCUGGACUUGGUCCUCGAAUGGCGCCACCUUACACAGCUCCCCGAGCUCGAAACGUUUGAUGUCCGCGACGUAGUCAUCGUCGAUGACCCGGAGACUUGCCCGGCACACCUCAUCCAUACUUUUAUAGUGCGAAGCUUCUCCUUCGCUACCUGGAACCCAAUGUCGCCACCGCGCACCAACCUAUCGACGUGGUUGCAGUUUAUGAAACCCGGCACACUCCACUCCCUCUCUGCCACGUGUCAAAUUGCUUCUUUGGAUAUGGUCUACCCCUGCGUUGUCACCCUUACGCUCAAGCUCUACUCCUCCCCGACACUGCGCCAGAUGACAGACACCCUGAAUUGUUUUCCUUCCGCUCAGCAGGUCUUGAUCCGAUGGGCCGGCCCGCGCAAUGACGUGCCAAGUCCCGAAACCCAUCUCACGCUGCCUCUUCUGAGGCAACUCGAGUUGAGAUAUCAGUGUCGCUCGCUGCUCCCUCUUUUCCUCGGUAACGCUGGUGCCAGCUCCCACCUGACACAUCUUCGAAUAUCGCAGUUCAGCUUAGAGGACUUUAUUGACGCAACAGCUGGUCGGUGUGCGAUGACCAUCAAAGUACUGGAACUGCAGCUGUCGUUCGCUAUUCAUACUCUCGACAUCCCGUAUGCGCGUCUCCGCACCGUCUUCGACGCUUUUCCAGCACUGGAGUCUGUGGACCUCCAUAUCAUCUGCACUAUCGAAGACAUGCCAUCACCCGAUUUCAAUCCUCUUGCUUUUGAUUUUUUCAGAGACCUUGCUCUAAGCGCCAGGCUGCCCUCCCAGCUGAAGAACCUCGCCCUCCGUUGGCUGUUCAGCUACGAAUCCGAACCGUCUGACCCGGCAGCUGGGUACGAGGAGCGUGACAGCAACGACUCGGACACGGGGUCCUCCAAUAGUGAAGAGUCAGAAUUAGCACUGACGCAGCCACACGUACCACACAACGCGGGGUUGGUUGACCUGCGCCGUGUGCGCGAAAAACUCGCAGAGCGCUGUUCCGUCUUGGAAGACACGUUCAUCGACGGCCAGACAUUUACAUAUUGGUGGCAGGGUGGACCGGCCCGGGAGGAGUUCAUUGAAGACCCGGAGCAUGAUUCGGCAUUUGAAGCUGCAAUGUACGAGCUACGCGGGCGAUGGCGCGCGGUUACUAUGGUCAAUGCCGAGACUGACCAGUAG